Messenger RNA from Populus nigra (black poplar), 1687 nucleotides. RefSeq names its product probable glycosyltransferase At5g20260. Bases 362 to 1405 code for a protein of 347 amino acids. The record is from RefSeq and is a predicted model, not a curated record. Gene Ontology annotation, molecular function: glycosyltransferase activity. NCBI's taxonomy places the organism in Eukaryota, Viridiplantae, Streptophyta, Magnoliopsida, Malpighiales, Salicaceae. The transcript is spliced from 6 exons.
ACUUUUAUGCGUCAACAUUCUUCUUGCUGUUGUUUCAGUGCCCUUGUUUUCUCUACUAAUGCUCUUUCUUUCACUCUUUCUCCCAAUCCAAGAUUCUCUGUUUGCUUUCUUGCAUGCAAUUCCUUCUCUCUUCUUUUUUGGUGCAGUUCGUGGGUUUUAAAUGCCAAUUUCAGUUCUUAAUAAUUUUAAAUCAAUUUCAGUUCCCUGCUUUAUCUAUCUUUAGCUUUCUCUCGUCUUCUUGCCCCCUUUAAACGCUCCUUUUUGCGUCCUUUUGAAGGGCGAUUUGAUUCAAUAUACAGUUCAAGAUUCGACCGAUGACACCUAUCACUCAAGAGCAUUUUUCUUGCUGAAUCAUGAAGCAAUGGAGAAGGAUUUUAAGGUCUUUGUGUACCCAGGUGGAAACCCAGGAACAUGUUAUCACUCAAAAAAUAACACGCUCAAGAGCAAUCAUGCAAGUGAACAUUACUUCUUCAUGAAUCUGAGAGAUAGUCCGUUUCUGACUAAAAAUCCUCAAGAGGCUCAUCUCUUCUUUAUUCCCAUUUCUUGCCAGCCAUUGAGUGACGAGGAACCUUUACCUGGUUAUAAGGAGAAGGUUAUCAAGAGAUAUGUCAAGAGCUUAAUUUCCACAUACCCUUACUGGAAUAGGACUUUAGGUGCUGAUCACUUUUUUGUCAGUUGCCAUAACAUUGGCAGCACGGCUACUAAAGAAAUCCCGUUUCUCCUGAAGAAUGCAAUUCGACUUGUGUGUUCACCAAGUUAUGAUUCCAACUAUAUUCCACAGAAGGAUGUUGCCCUCCCACAAAUACUGGAGCUCUCUCUACCUCCUGAUGGAGAUGACAUGUGGAACAGGUCAACUGUGGAGUCUCGCCCUCUCCUGCUGUCCCAAGAGAUGAUAAACCCUUCCAGGACUAAACUUGGUUUCUGGGCUGGUUCUCCCAAUUCAGAUGUAAGGAAGAAACUUGUAUUAUUUCAAAAAGAUUUUCAAGAAUUUGAGUUCCAUUUCGUCGAGAAAUUAAAAAGGGCCACUGUGCUACACAAUUUUGAAAAGGAAAUAUAUCGGAGUAAGUUUUGCAUCUGUCCUCGUGGGGAGACUCAAGUUGGUGGUGUUUGCUUAUCAGAAUCGAUGGCUUUUGGAUGUGUACCUGUCAUCAUGUCGGACUACUAUGACUUGCCAUUCAAUGACAUUCUUGACUGGGAUAAAUUCUCUGUAAUUCUCAAAGAAGACGAUGUUCUCGAACUGGAGAAAAUUCUUAAAUCCAUACCAGAAGGAAAGUACGAGAAAAUGCAUCAAAAUGUUCUUAAGGUUAGAAAGCACUUCAAGUGGCAUUCUCCUCCUGCCAAGUAUGACGAGUUUCACUUGGUUAUGCAUGAGCUGUGGAAGCGCCGCCACGUCAUUAGGUACUGAACUACUGGAAGAUGUCUCCAGUUUUGCGGGCGGUCCGACACCUUUACACCGUUUUAAACAGCAUUUCCCUCUGAUUGCUGGUUUCUGAAGCUGAAAGCACAUUGCAUAGCUUGGCGUACUUACUCCUUUGUUUCUCGAAUAUUCUUCCACGAGGCUUACAUUUUAAAUUGUUGAUCCUUUACAAUAGAAAGAUUGCACAUAUAUUUGUCUGCAUGUUAUCGACUGGGGAUGAGUUCUGUCGUCUAAAAUUUUAUGGUGGAAUCACUUUUAUCCUUUUUAGUU